This is a messenger RNA of Candidozyma auris, 1317 nucleotides long. It is a transcript of the gene RCH1, whose product is annotated as Rch1p. The record is from RefSeq and is a predicted model, not a curated record. The transcript has a single exon. NCBI's taxonomy places the organism in Eukaryota, Fungi, Ascomycota, Pichiomycetes, Serinales, Metschnikowiaceae. Gene Ontology annotation, cellular component: plasma membrane. Bases 1 to 1317 code for a protein of 438 amino acids.
AUGCUGUAUGAGGACUUUAAAAGGACUAAAACAUACAAAUGGAUCACCAAAGUGCUUGGUUUCCUACUAGAUCAGUGGUUCUUCGUUCUCUUGGGGGUGUUCGUGGUGCUAGCAUAUUUCUUCCCUGAGUUCGCCAAACAGGGAGGCACCGUCAAGGCUCAGUAUUCUAUUGGUUAUGGAGCCGUGGCAGUGAUUUUCUUGAUAUCAGGUCUUUCCAUGACGACCAAGGAUUUGUUUUUUAACAUUUUACACUGGAGGGCUCACUUCACUGUUCUCUCAUCAUCAUUCCUCAUCACUAGUGCCAUUAUAUUUGGUAUCGCUUCAGGUAUAAAAGCUUCAAAAGAUGGUGCUAUUGACGACUGGAUGCUAGUGGGCUUGAUUGUCACCCAUUCUUGCCCAACCACUGUGUCUUCGAAUGUGGUCAUGACAAAAGCUGCUCAUGGUAACCACAUUUUAACUACAUGUGAAGUGUUUAUUGGUAACGUUUUGGGCGCAUUCAUUACACCUGCAUUGGUACAAAUGUAUAUGAGUGGUACCUGGGAUUUUGGUAAUCCUGUUCACCAGGAGCAAAGAGAAACGGUGCUGCAACUUUAUGCAGAUGUCAUGAAACAGAUUGGCCUUUCAGUGUUUGUUCCACUUUUUGUGGGACAGGUGGCACAGAAUAUCUGGCCAAAGCAGGUCAAGUGGGCUCUUACUACGUUUUACCUCAACAAAGUGGGUUCGUUCAUGUUGCUUUUGAUUAUGUUUCAGUCCUUCUCUACAGCUUUCGCGCAAGAUGCAUUUGAAUCUGUGUCUCAUGCUUCGAUCAUUUUCUUGGUGUUCUUCAACAUCGGCAUCUACUUAUUUUUCACCGUGCUUGUUUACCUCUACCUGAGGCCCUACUUCCUUGUCAGAAUCUAUGACCAUGAGCCCACCGAGGAAGACUCGAGAGCAUACACUUGGGGUUACAAAUUUUUCAGACCCUUCUACUACAAUCGCCGUGAUACCGUGUCUGUUAUGCUUUGCGGUCCUGCUAAGACGGCAGCUUUGGGUGUGUCCUUGGUUUCCUCCCAAUACGGUGCACACAACCCCAAGUUGGGUGUUUUAUUGGUACCUUUGGUCUUAUAUCAGGCGGAACAGGUUCUCACGGCCCAAGUGUUGGUAAACUUCAUGAGAAAGUGGAUUCAUGCAGAAGAUGAGAUCAAGAAGGACGAGGAAUCGGCGCCCUCUGAGGAGACGCAGCAAGAUGCGAUCAAACCCAGCGAAAGUGAAACACAGUAUGGAAGCAUUGAGGAGAGAAACCAACUGGGCUCGCAGUCUAUUCAGGAGGCUCGAUAA